This is a messenger RNA of Cucurbita moschata (crookneck pumpkin), 1468 nucleotides long. RefSeq names its product 5-amino-6-(5-phospho-D-ribitylamino)uracil phosphatase, chloroplastic-like. The transcript has 11 exons. Bases 146 to 1222 code for a protein of 358 amino acids. Lineage: Eukaryota; Viridiplantae; Streptophyta; Magnoliopsida; Cucurbitales; Cucurbitaceae. The record is from RefSeq and is a predicted model, not a curated record.
CGCGGCGCGGAGCACGGAUUGCCCGGUGGAUUCGUUACGCUCUACGAGCCCUUAUUCUUCGCGAAAGAAAAGGGGCAAAGCCCAAAAAUCUAAGUAGCCUUUUAGCUUCACCCUCUACGGCUAUCGCCCCCUUCGUUGUACACUAAUGGACUGCAGCUGUAGCAAUUUCAGAACCUCCACUGCUCCUCUAUCAUGGACACCCACUUCCUCGUCUCGCUUCAAAUAUCGGAGUUUUAAGCGUUUUAACUUCAAUAAACAUUCUAUGGUGGCGAUGAGAGUUUCUGAGUCUGGCGAAAAUGGCUCCCUCAAUAGGUUUCCCUUUACUCCCAACAAGCUUUUUAUGCAGGAGGCAAUCGGAGCUGAAUAUGGAGAAGGAUUUGUGAGUUUUAGACCAGAUGGUCCUAUGAAAGUGGACGUGGAUUUCUUGAACGAUAGACUACAAGAAGGAUUUCUUCAAAGAAUUCGUUAUGCUAUGAAACCCGAUGAAGCAUACGGCUUAGUUUUCUCUUGGGAUAAUGUUGUGGCAGAUACUCAAACUUUAAAGUUAAAUUCAUGGAAACAACUUGCCUCAGAAGAAGGAAAAAGAGUUCCUGAAGAUGGUGAUAUGCAGAAGCUUAUGCUUUAUGCAGGUGCAGAUCAUGUAUUGCAGAAGCUUCUACGUUGGGGCAUGGCAGAAAGCGAGCUGGAUAGAUUGCAAUCGAGGUUUUCACAGUUGUAUUAUAGAGGUCUUCUUUCUCUUAAAACGCCAGUUGAUGGUCUCAAAGAGUGGCUGGAUGCCGUGUCUACAGCUCGCAUUCCCUGUGCCAUCGUUUCAAGUCUCGAUCGGAAACACAUGCUCGAAGCAUUAGACCGAAUGAGUUUGAAGAAAUAUUUUCAGGCAAUCGUAACGGAGGAAGAUGGUAUGGAGUCGAUGGCUCAUAGGUUUCUAUCUGCUGCUGUGAAGCUGGAUCGAAAGCCUUCCAAGUGUGUGGUGUUUGAGGAUGAUCCUCGAGGCAUAACCGCUGCUCACAAUUGUACGAUGAUGGCUAUAGCAUUGAUCGGUGCGCACCCCGCAUAUGAUCUAGUACAGGCUGAUCUUGCAGUUGCUAGCUUCAACGAGCUUUCGGUAAUCAACUUACGGAGAUUAUUCGCUAACAAGGGUUCAACGUUCAUGGAAUUGCAGAAGCAGAACGUCGAGAAAGCUCCAUUGAAGAGAAAGCUUACCAUCGACACGAUAUUCUGAUUCGUUUUCUUUCAUUCCUCAGUUCUUUCCAUGUAUGUAAAGUUGGUCAUGAUGUCAAUUCUUUUCUCCUCUCAUAUAAAUCUUGCAAGCUUCAGUAAGAUUCUGUGUAGAAUGCAAGCUAUAAUUUUUGUUUGUCAUGAGGCUGUGAGAAGCGUUCUCUUAAGCUAAACUGGAUGCUCGUUUUGGAGAACUCGGAUAUCUCGAGCGCUUAAGUUAAAGACUGCCACUCAACGGGCUCUUUACUAC